CGGGUGUCGCGUUAGGUUUGUUCUUUUCUAAUAAAGUUUUGUUUGUGAUGCUGCUGCUCUCUCGCCCUGAACUGUGAAUAAAGAUGGCAGACGACUCGGAGCGGGUUCCUCCUCCUUUUCCAGAGUCGGAGCAGCGGGAGACGGAUCCAGCAGACGGGGAAAGCGACGAGGAUAGCGACGACUUUGAGGGAGAGGACAUCUUUACCGGCAAUAGCCAACCUUCAGAGCCUAAAAAAGACCCCCUCCCACCAGCAGCUCCCACCACCAGCACCACCACCACCACCAGCAGCAAUACAAAGACCAAUGGACUGCAUUCAGACGAUGAAGAGCAGGAUAUAUUUGCAGAGGCCACCGUAGAGCUGGCUCUGGACAGUCCUCUCAAUAAUAGAAAGAGAGAGCCAGCUCAGGCCAAACCAUCGGCACCUGGGCCCUCCCUUACCGUCACGGGGCCAAGCACUUUGAAACCACCGCCGGCCAAAACCUUCGAGGAGCUAGAGGAAGAGGAGGAAAAGGAGGAUGCAUUUGAAUUGAAUAUUGCAGUUACCAAUCCUGAGAAAGUUGGGGAUGGUAUGAAUGCAUAUAUGGCUUAUAAAGUCUCAACUCAGACCAAUUUACCGAUGUUCAAGUGUAAGACGUAUACAGUAAAGAGGCGGUUCAGUGAUUUCCUGGGAUUAUACGAGAAACUCUCUGAAAAGCACUCGCAAAAUGGAUACAUUGUACCCCCGCCUCCAGAAAAGAGCAUACUUGGGAUGACCAAAGUGAAAGUGGGGAAAGAGGACUCCUCCUCUGUAGAGUUUGUGGAAAGGAGACGUGCUUCACUAGAAAGAUACCUUCAGAGAGUUGUCAGUCACCCAUCAUUAUUGCAAGAUCCAGACGUCAGGGAAUUUCUGGAGAAAGACGAGUUACCCCGCGCUGUGAGUACCCAGGCAUUGAGUGGAGCUGGCUUCCUCAAGAUGAUAAACCGAGCUACCGACGCAGUCAGCAAGAUGACUAUUAAGAUGAACGAGUCUGAUAUUUGGUUUGAAGAGAAGCUGCUGGAGGUGGAAAGUGAAGACCAACAUCUGCGUAAACUUCUCUCAGUUGUGGAAACCCUUGUAAAUCACAGGAAGGAGCUCUCCAGCAACACGGCCAUGUUUGCGAAGAGUGUGGCGAUGCUGGGCAGCUCGGAGGACAACACGGCUCUGUCCCGGGCUCUGUCCCAGCUGGCUGAGGUGGAGGACAAGAUCGAGCAGCUUCACCAGGACCAGGCCUGCAACGACUUCUUCAUCUUGGCAGAGCUGUUCGCUGACUACAUCCGCCUCCUCACCGCCGUGAGGGGCUCAUUUGACCAUCGAAUGAAAACUUGGCAACGAUGGCAAGACGCUCAGACUACACUGCAGAAGAAACGUGAAAACGAAGCCAAGCUGCUGUGGGCAAACAAACCUGACAAGCUGCAGCAGGCCAAAGACGAGAUCUCGGAGUGGGAGUCUAAAGUAACACAGUAUGAGAGAGACUUUGAGAGGGUGUCGGCUACAGUGCGGAAAGAGUUUCUCCGAUUUGAGAAAGAGAAAGCCAUGGAUUUCAAGAACCAGCUAGUGAGAUAUCUUGAAACGCUUCUACACUCGCAUCAACAGCUUAUUAAAUACUGGGAAGCAUUUCUACCGGAAGCAAAAGCAAUCGCUUAACAUGACCAAGGAAGUCGUGUGAGCCUCUCAAACUCUGCCUUUUUAUACACUUUACCUCUUGCCUUUUAAACCAAGAAAACAAACCAAGAUGCACCGCAAAGGGAAGAAACUGAACUAAUACAGUACAUGUUAGUAUAGAUAUUCAUCUUAACGAUUCUAUUAACAAUGUAUAUUUUACAUUUAACUUCCAUAUGUAUUUUCUUAUUAAAAAAAUAAAUUAAAAAAAAAAAAAAUCCUGUAUAAGGGAAUGAAAAGUAGAUGUUGGGUAUGGGUGAUAUUUUCAGGGCAUUGGGUUCUAUUAGCAAACAGCCAAAACACAUUUAGUUUGUUUUAAAAAAAAAAACAACAAAAAAAACAAUGUACCACUAUUUACUUUAUAUUAAGGCUUUGCACUCGUUAGCUCCUGCUGAUUAGCCAUUUUAAUAGAUGAUUUUGGGGGUUCGACAAAAACCAGGCGGGACAGCGGCCCUCCAGGACCAGGGUCGAGUAGCCCUUCUGUAGUGCAAUGGAAUGUUUUAGCCAAUAUGAUUUGUAUUUGUUAGUAAUCAUUGUAUUUCAUUACACUGUAAGUUCCCCUAAUGGCUCCUGUGUUAUUCAGUAGACAGAGUUGAUGCUUGAUUGGUGAAAGGGUUCGCAACAUACAAUACAAUAACGCAAGAUAAUCUUAAAUAGCUUGAAAUAGCCAGGCUUAACAUUCUUUAACAAUUGGCUUCAUAGAAUGACCUAAGCCAUUGUGUCCCCUUUCUGGGUCUGUAUAAAUGUGUCUUUCUAGUUUUAAAUAAUAUUCCAUUUCAUAUUGUUGAAACGCCAUGUGUGUCUUUAUUUCAUGAAAGAGGUGGGACUGGCAGCAGCCACUUAAUGUUUGGUACUACUUUGGCAGCAUAUAACAGCUGAACUGGUGUAUAUAGUUUAAAAAUACAAUUGUAGCCCUGCCCUUAGAAUGUUUUACAAUGGUUGCAGCCAUACACAUUUUCCUGAUCUCAGAUUAACUAUGAUACCAAACAAUGUUACGGUGAGUUCUGAGGUCAGGAAGCACAGACACAUGGUGAAUUAUUAGCUGUGUAAGCUCAAAGCCUGUUGAAGAGUAUUAAUAGAACUUGCUAUUGAACUGGGACCCAUUCCAAAUAUUUGCACGCAUAAAGACUGAAAAUAUAAAAUGGCCUUUUGAUGCAUUGUCCUUUUUUCCUCUUUGUCUACAACUGUCUGAGGAGAUAGGGCUGUAGCAUCACGUGUUUGAUUAACAGGGCAAUGGGCUUCAUGCGUGAAGGGGACACAACCUGGUCAGAUGGAAAGAUAGAAACUUUUUAUUUUUAGUAAUUGUCAAACAAUCAACUUUGAAUGGUUUCUUUUUUUAUUAUUGCAUUCCAUUUGGUGCUGGGACAGCUAUUCAAACAUUGCUUGAAAUAUAAUUUUAUACAGAAAUUCUAAUUUGUUUGCACCAGAUUUAUCAGACAUGAUUUAUAUACUUUAGUAAACUCAAAUACUAUAAUAAAUGUAUAUUUUAAUCUAAAAAAAUAACCUCUAAGUAUCUCUGUCUCCUGGUAUUAAUAUCUUUAGAGGGUUAGAGGGUUGAGUUUUCCAUAACCCAGUGCUUACUUGUUUCAGUUAAAAAUGAAAACAAAUGUGUUUGUCCCAGCACUAAUUAGUACAUCUCAACCCCACUUCUUUUCAAAGUGUUUACAUGUUAUUAAUAUUAAAAUGUGUCUUCUCCACAGUAUUCGAUAUUCCAUAACAGUUGGCGGAUAUUAAAAACCGUAAUUAUAAAAAUUGUGUGCAUACUACAGGGUUGAAUUUGUUAUAUUCUAAAUUUACUCAAAGUAGUACAUUUAUUGAAAAUAAAAUUCUUUAAUAAAUCCUA
Molecule: messenger RNA, 3522 nt
Organism: Acipenser ruthenus (sterlet)
Lineage: Eukaryota; Metazoa; Chordata; Actinopteri; Acipenseriformes; Acipenseridae
Product: sorting nexin-1-like
Exons: 15
Coding region: 84-1664 (526 amino acids)
Biological process (GO): early endosome to Golgi transport; intracellular protein transport
Cellular component (GO): endosome membrane; endosome
Molecular function (GO): phosphatidylinositol binding
Source: RefSeq, a predicted model, not a curated record